AUGUCGGAUGCAGCCGCGUCUGCAGGGAGCAAUCUCUGGCUUCAGGGCCAUGGCCCCGUCGUGGCUGCAGCUCUUCACGAAUGGCAGUUGAGGCCUGAGACUGCGUCCAGCAGCUCUGUGCACAGCUUCUGCAGUGUUAGCAUGGUAGACGCGAUGGAGCUUGACACCGCCACCAAAGCUCCGACACACAGCCGCGAGCUGCUGCACGCAUGGGGAGAGGCUUGGAGAGAAGCUGGGACAGCUGGGAGUAGCCAAAGACUGCAACAGCCACAAGCUGCCAGCGACUCGCAUCAUUUGCCUUGCAACUCUUCGAACGGCUGCGAGCAAGCAAAAGCAAAAGCAAAAGCAAGAGAGACUUCCCGUGAGCCUGGCAACGCGGAAGGCAGCGCCUUGCAGCCUCGGUCUCCUCGGUUCCAAGAGCCUGAGGAGCGCUUGGCAGAUCGGCCGGCUGAGGCCACUCUUCCGAGGCCACGUGCGGCACGGGCCAGCCGGAAGAAACCCAAAUCCAGCGAUGGCCUUAGUGGCGCUGCAUCAAGCUUCAGCGCAGCACUGCAGAGGCGCGAACCAGGAGAGACCUCGAAGCUGGCUUUUCUUUGGCAAGCACCUUCGGCGGUGUCCAUGGAGGACGAUUUCGCGACGAAGGCCGCUCGCUUGGUCCAGGAGCAAGCGACAUUUGUGCAACGUGUGGAGGAGGAGCUGAGUGAGCUUGGCCACUCGCUGCUGCGUGAAAGAUGCCUGCGCGAGGCGCUGCAGCAGCAGGUGGAGUGGCAGGACCAGGUGCGCCGACAGGAGGCCAAGCAGCUCAGUGAGGAUUUGGAGCAGCUUCGAACGGACUUGGCGCAGGCCAUGGAGGCGGCUCUAUGGUCUGGCAGGGAGGUGACGGUGGUGCGCCAGGACUUGGCUAGGGCUCGGCUGAACGGUGGUGAGGAGCCCUCGUUUCUCCUGGGCAGCGCGAAGGUUGAGGAGAUCUCGUCCAAGGCUUGGGCUGAAAGGCUUCAAGUGGUAGAGGAGAACGUGCAAUCGUGCAGCAAGAGCCUGGCCGAGAACGGUGACUUCUUUGCAAAGGCUGUGGCUGACAUGUCACGGCGGAUCUCGCGGCUGUCCCACGACUGCGGGGUUUUGGAGGAGUCCAUGCGCCAGCUGCAGGCGGGAUCUGCGAGUUCUAAGCCAGCAGUUCCGGGAUCGGAGUUGGCCUUGCAAGCGGACCCUCUCGAUAGUUGGAUCUGCGACAGGGCCCAACCACCAGCUCAUGGGGACACGCCGGCGAACGGGCCUUCCGCAGCCAAGCAGGAGGAGACCCCUGCUGUGAGAACAGCAUGUGUUGAGCAAGGAGAACCUCUGCCAUUCAGCCAAGAGCCUGGCGGACGUCUUGGAAGGAAGGAGCAUACCGGGCGUGCUUUUCUACGGCCACCGCCUCUGCAGGCCGCAGUCGCAUGUCGUGACUCGAAUGAGCGGCCUGCUCAUAGGAGACUGCACAGCGCAAUCAGGGUUUCACCGACAUGA
Molecule: messenger RNA, 1503 nt
Organism: Symbiodinium pilosum
Lineage: Eukaryota; Dinophyceae; Suessiales; Symbiodiniaceae
Source: the annotation of a GenBank genome assembly